GAUUGUCAAGUGGAACGCAGCCUUAGGUAUAAUGUCAUUUAAAUAUGUCAAAAUAACCUUCAAUUUUCUAAAUAAACUUAUGUAAAAGAAUAAUGUUUUAAAUGCUAUAAUUAUUAAUGUGUUACAAAAUAUUUCAUAAUCCAAUUCUAAAGUAGUUCAUUAAAUAUGAAUAUCGCUCGAAAAUUAUCGUCAGUAAUACCCUACCAAAAUGCCCGGAAGAUGUUGUAUAGGAAAUUUCGGUUUUCCGCUGCAAAUUUCGAUACAUCAGCUAAAACACAGCCACAAGUUCAAGAAGAAAAGUUCGAUUUCGAAGAUUUAAAAGUUCUAGAACGCGUUGAACGAAGAAAAGCAAAGAUAUCGCCUUUUAUGAAAGACGUUUUCAUGUCUAUAUUCAAUCGAGAAUUACUCGCGUAUCCUGAAAUAAUAAAUAAAGAAGAAGCGGCGGCUUUAGAGAACAGAGUUGCUGCGUUGGAAAAAGUGUUUUUUGACAGCAAUAAAACGCAAAAUGAUCGUAGAAAUAUUUUGCGACAAACUGGAAUGUACGGAGCUCCAACUAGUCUUACAGAAGGUGGGCUAGCGAUGAAUUACACAGAGAGCUUAAGGUAUCUAGACGUGAUAUCGACAGAUCUAGAACUAGCCCAAGAAAUAAGUGACCAUUGGGUCUCUUUAAAUGUGCUAAAGUUGGGUUUAAAUGCAGAUAUUUACCAGAAGCUAAUAAAUGAUUUAGCGUCUGGUGAAGAGAGUAUAAAGAUAUGUGUGCGAGAGAAGAUUCCAGAGAGAUUACUGCAAGCUGAUUUUAGAACAACCGCUGAAAUGGAUGGAAAAGGUGUUUGGCAUAUAAAUGGUGAAAAAAUGUGUAUAAAUGCAAAUGGUUACUUGCUCGUCCUGUGUCUGGUCGAAGAAACACGGUUCAAAGCACUCCUUGUACAUCCUGGAGCUCCAGGAGUAAACAGUGAAAAGAAUUUUGUGAGCUUCCGAAAUACUCCUGCGACCCCAUUAGAUGAGAUGACAGAAGGUAUGCUCGCACAAGCCCUUUCAGUGACAAGACUAUAUACAGCUAACUUGUGCAGGAACAGUCUCAAGAAUUCCAUGCAGGCUUGUAUAGAGUACAUCAAGCCGAGGUUCUUUUCAGGCCGACCCCUUAGAGAAAUUUCAACAAUAAGAGCUAACAUAGGAGACACAGUCGUCAACAUAUAUGCGAGUGAAAGCGCUGAAUAUUUCACCGCUGGCCUCCUCGAUGGUUACUUGGAACCAGAUGCAGAACUAGAGGUUGCAAUGUGCAGAAAUUUCAUUGCGAACCACGCACAAGAGCAGUUAUUGAAGCUUCUAGCGAUACCAGGAGUGGAAAUGCAGGGAAAGUGUCUCCAACUGUUGGAGGAGAUGAGGCUUCUUACUCUACGGGGAGAAAAUUUGGACAACGUCAAUAUGUUUAUAGCUCUAAAUGGCAUACACCACGCCGGCAAGACGAUGGCGACCGAAAUAAAACAAAUUCGCAACCCACUGUUUCAUCCUUCGUUUAUUUUCAAGAAGAUGAUUACGGACAGACAUCAAGAGAAGGACGCGCCCAAGCUUACGCUGUACCUGUCUGAGCACCUGCACCCCUCCCUGAAGAAGCCGGCCGAGCAGCUGGAGUACUGCGUGCUGCGCAUGCGCUACAUCUGCGAGACGCUCAUGAGCCGGCACGGGCAGGACGUCGCCACCGCCUUCACGGAAUUGACGAGAUUCGCCGAAGCCGCAACGGAAAUUUUAGCUAUGACAGCUGUAUUGGCUAGAGCGUCCAGAUCAUAUUGCAUCGGUCUACGCAACGGCGAACUAGAAAUGAAACUGGCUGCUUGCUUCGUAGAGAAGUCGAAGGGAAGAGUCCAGAAGCUUCUGCUAGAAGUGAGCGACGGGGAAUAUUUAAAUCUAGACCACUUCAGGAUCCAAUUCGGGAAGAAAGUUCUAGAUUCUAGUAGUGAACUUGUUGAAAAACCAACCGAGAGGGUGUUCUGGUGAAAUAAAUGUUAAGUUUUAAA
Molecule: messenger RNA, 2015 nt
Organism: Melitaea cinxia (Glanville fritillary)
Lineage: Eukaryota; Metazoa; Arthropoda; Insecta; Lepidoptera; Nymphalidae
Gene: Egm
Product: complex I assembly factor ACAD9, mitochondrial
Exons: 9
Coding region: 166-1995 (609 amino acids)
Molecular function (GO): flavin adenine dinucleotide binding; acyl-CoA dehydrogenase activity
Source: RefSeq, a predicted model, not a curated record